This is a messenger RNA of Mangifera indica (mango), 1081 nucleotides long. RefSeq names its product protein FAR1-RELATED SEQUENCE 5-like. The coding region runs from base 221 to 874 and encodes 217 amino acids. Lineage: Eukaryota; Viridiplantae; Streptophyta; Magnoliopsida; Sapindales; Anacardiaceae. The transcript has 3 exons. The record is from RefSeq and is a predicted model, not a curated record.
UCCUUCAAACGCUUAGAUGGCAAGAUAUUAUUGUUGACAGGGCAGAGACCACAGGUGUGGAGUGUAGCAAAUUAUUUCUCAUCCAGACCCAAAUAGUUGUACUUUUUCCGGUUGCCAACUCUCUGUCUCUCGAACUCAAACUGAAGACUUGUUCUGAACCCGAUUACUUAGUUUCUGUCUCAACGCUGGAUUUGGAGUUGGAUCUGCGCUUUACCCAAUAAUGGAUGAAAACCCUUCUGCUGGAGAGAAUGGGGACAUGAUAGAGAAUUCUGAUGGGAAAGAGACAGUUACUGCAGAAGGAAGUUCGGAUGUGGAACCGUAUGUGGGUAUGGAGUUUGAAUCUGAGGAAUCUGCAAAGGUGUUUUAUGAUGCGUAUGCCACACGUUUGGGGUUUAUUAUGCGUGUUGAUGCUUUUCGCCGGUCGAUGCGUGAUGGAAAGGUGGUUUGGCGCCGACUUGUGUGUAAUAAGGAGGGUUUUCGAAAGUUAAGGCCUAGAAGAAGUGAAAAUAGGAAGCCUCGAGCAAUUACAAGGGAAGGCUGUAAGGCAAUGAUAGUAGUGAAGAAAGAAAAAUCAGGGAAAUGGGUGGUCACAAGAUUUGUAAAGGAGCAUAACCACCCAUUGGUUUCUAUACCUGUCAAUGGUCGUCGGAGUGUGCUACUAUCUCAAACUCCGGACGAGAAAGACAUAAAGAUACGAGAGUUGACUGCUGAGUUACAGCGGGAACGGAAGCGGUCUGCUGCUUAUCAAGAACAGCUUGAAAUGGUUUUGAGAGAUAUGGAGGAUCAUUCCCAUCACCUUUCAAGGAACAUUGAUGACAUAGUUCAGAGUGUGAAGGAAAUCGAGACGAAGCGGGCAGCAGUUUCUCACUGCUAAGGCUCCGGAGAUUGUAAAUUUCUAUGUGCAAUUUCUUUCAUAUGCGCCUGUUUAAUCUCAAAAGAGAUAAGUGUGCCGGUGGCCUUUUCUUUCUUUUUUCUUUUUUUUUUUUAAUGUAACUUUAGGGGUUGCCUGAGCUUGUAGGUCAAGCUAACUUAUAUAUAUACUUAUGGAAAAUAAAGAAAAAUCCUAACCUAGAUUGUGUUA